This is a messenger RNA of Anguilla anguilla (European eel), 493 nucleotides long. RefSeq names its product ribosomal protein S26 (gene rps26). The coding region runs from base 78 to 425 and encodes 115 amino acids. Lineage: Eukaryota; Metazoa; Chordata; Actinopteri; Anguilliformes; Anguillidae. Gene Ontology annotation, cellular component: ribosome; cytosolic small ribosomal subunit. The transcript has 4 exons. Gene Ontology annotation, molecular function: mRNA binding; structural constituent of ribosome. Gene Ontology annotation, biological process: translation. The record is from RefSeq and is a predicted model, not a curated record.
ACCAGCUUCACGAAGCUAGUGCUAGCGAUUUUGGAGCGCGACAAUUUCCGUUCUUUCUUGCAGCCGGAGUAGCCAAAAUGACAAUGAAGAGGAGGAACCACGGGCGUGCCAAGAAGGGACGAGGACGCGUCCAGGCCAUUCGCUGUACAAACUGCGCCCGCUGUGUUCCCAAGGACAAGGCGAUCAAGAAAUUCGUCAUCCGGAACAUCGUGGAGGCGGCUGCAGUCAGGGAUAUCUCCGAAGCCAGCGUCUUUGAUUCGUACGUUCUGCCCAAGCUCUACGUGAAGCUGCAUUACUGCGUCAGCUGUGCCAUCCACAGCAAGGUGGUGAGGAACCGCUCCCGGGAGGCGCGCAAGGACCGCGCCCCGCCCCCCCGCUUCAGGCCCAGCGGUGCUGCCCCGAGAGCUCCCCCAAAACCCAUGUGAUGUGGACCACCCAGGAGGAUGUGUACAUUUGUUAUGCUAUACGAAAAAUAAAAACGAUUUUGGAUAUA